Ostertagia ostertagi is the source of this 363-nucleotide messenger RNA. Lineage: Eukaryota; Metazoa; Nematoda; Chromadorea; Rhabditida; Trichostrongylidae. The record is from the annotation of a GenBank genome assembly.
UACCACGAGAAGACGUGUAUUCGGUUUGUGCCUCGGUCUGGCGGUGAACCUGAUUAUUUAUUCAUCGGGAAAGUGGACGGUUGCUUUUCCGAAGUCGGUCGAACAUCCGGUGUGCAGGUACUGUCGCUGGACAACGGCUGUAUGGAAUACGCCACGAUCAUCCACGAGAUGAUGCAUGUCGUCGGAUUUUAUCACGAGCAUGAGCGGUGGGAUCGCGAUAACUUUAUCGACAUCAUCUGGCAGAAUAUCGACAGAGGUGCACUGGACCAGUUUGGAAAGGUAGAUUUGAGUAAAACAUCUUACUAUGGACAACCAUACGACUACAAAUCUAUACUACACUACGGACAGUCUGGCAUUCAGUAA